Messenger RNA from Phoenix dactylifera (date palm), 1797 nucleotides. Its product is annotated as trihelix transcription factor PTL-like. The record is from RefSeq and is a predicted model, not a curated record. NCBI's taxonomy places the organism in Eukaryota, Viridiplantae, Streptophyta, Magnoliopsida, Arecales, Arecaceae.
CUCUCGCCCUCUCUCCCCACACGCUCUCUGUAUCUCCACGCUAUCUUUUUUGGCCUUGUUUGCUUGUUGGUACCUCUUGAUGGAUAGAUCUUAAAUGAUGCCAAUAGCGGAGCAGUACAGUUUGCCCAACCUCCACCAGUUACUGAUGGCUGGAAAACCUCCCUUCCCGGCGGUCUCUCAUGGCCUUCCCGACCCUUUCUCGGCCCACCACCAGAGCCUCGUUGCCAGUCCCCAGCAUUAUGGGAUGGUACUUGUAGUUAGUAAGGGAGAGGAGAUGUCGUCUGCCCCUUAUCCUCCUCCUCCGCCACCUCCGCUGCUACCUCCUGGUUCCUCUGAAGAGCUCGGUGGUGUUGGUGCUGGAGGCGAGACCCAACGGAGGUGGCCGAGGCAGGAGACUCUUACCCUUCUGGAGGUCAGAGCCCGGUUGGAUUCCAGGUUUAGGGAAGCUGCUCACAAGGCUCCCUUGUGGGAUGAGGUCUCUCGGAUAAUGGCAGAGGAGAACGGGUACCAAAGGAGUGGGAGGAAAUGCAGAGAGAAGCUAGAGAACUUGUAUAAGUACUACAAGAAGACCAAAGAAGGGAAGGCAGGGAGACAAGAUGGGAAACAUUAUAGGUUCUUCAGACAGUUAGAGGCCCUCUAUGGUGGAAACAACAAUGCCAUCACAAACAAACCACUCCUCCAUGCUACAACUUCUUCCGCUACACAAGCAAACAAUGAACCUCUCCAAGCUCUCUACGAGAGCCUCGUCUUGUCAAAUUCCACCGAGUUUGGAAGUUCAUCAACUGAAGAAGAUGGCGGGGAGGAAGGGGAGGAUCAAAACACUAUUCUAGCAUUCCAAUCAAAUGAACUAGAUAUGGAGAAAGGCACGAGAUCAUUUAAGAGGAGUAGGAACAGCUGGCAGUCAAAGAUAAAGGAGUUUGUUGACAUUCAGGUUAGGAGAUUUAUGGAGGUCCAAGAGGCGUGGCUGGAGAAGAUGUUGAACACUCUUGAGCAGAUGGAGCAAGAAAGAAUCUCCAGGGAGGAAGCAUGGAGGAAACAAGAAGCAGCUCGACUAGAUCGAGAGUACCGGCUCUGGGCCAGCGAGAAGGCCUGGAUCGAAGCCCGCGACAGCGCAAUAAUGGAGGCAUUGGAGAAGAUUAGCCGGCGUGAAAUGAAGCCCCAGUUUCGGGAGUUCGCAUCCAUAGGCAUAUUGGAAGGUGAUGUCAAUCACAACGGGAUGGAGAGCGAAAUAGCACAUGGCAAUUUAAGCAGUAGGAGAUGGCUUGACUCCGAGAUCAUCGGUUUAAAAGCCAGCAUCAAGUCAAAACUCCAAGAAGGGGGGCACGCAAAGGGAGAUCUGUGGGAGGAGAUUUCGGCAGCAAUGGCUUGCUUGGGCUAUGAUCCAAGUUCUAAGGGGUGCAAAGAUAAGUUGGAAGAAAUUAAUGACUAUUUUAGGAAAACCAAGGAGUGCAACAAGAAGCGCAGAGAGAACAAACGGACCUGCCCUUAUUACAAAAAUCUCGAGUCUUCAGACGGCCAAAGAGGCAAGGAGGACUGUUAUGAGGAUGUCGGCCAAGCAGCAGAGACUGUUGAUCCACAGCCCAGUAAUGGAACUUCUAGUUCUAAUGGAGAUUUGAUUGGGUGUCUUGAUUGUUGCUUUCGCUUGCUGAUCAGUGAGAAAGAGUUUGUGGGUGAGCAAUGAUGCUUGGCAAACAGCUAGAGAUAAAGUAGUCAGCUGUGCAAUGUCUGUUUUAGAUGUACGAAAAACAAGAGGUAGCAAUUGGAAGGAUAAUUUGUAGGUUGAAUGCAUGAUUUUAA